Messenger RNA from Carcharodon carcharias (great white shark), 5906 nucleotides. Its product is annotated as calcium/calmodulin-dependent protein kinase type 1-like. NCBI's taxonomy places the organism in Eukaryota, Metazoa, Chordata, Chondrichthyes, Lamniformes, Lamnidae. Bases 197 to 1357 code for a protein of 386 amino acids. Gene Ontology annotation, biological process: peptidyl-serine phosphorylation. The record is from RefSeq and is a predicted model, not a curated record. Gene Ontology annotation, cellular component: intracellular anatomical structure. The transcript is spliced from 12 exons. Gene Ontology annotation, molecular function: calmodulin binding; calcium/calmodulin-dependent protein kinase activity; ATP binding.
AAUGUAGCGAGAGCGGUAGAGACACCCAGAAACUCUUCCAUAGACAGAGACCUGGACACACAUACAGAAGGAACCAGGUUGCAAGCAGUCACACCGUAAAUCUCUCUCUCUCUCACACACACACACACACACGCAACCAGCCAGCCAGCCAGCUAGCCAGUGGAAGAAGCUGCACUCUGAAAAUAUAUAGGAUAGGAUGCCUCUAGGAGAGAUGGACAAAACAUGGAAAAAGAAGGAGGAAAUUAAACUGGCGUACGAGUUCAGAGAAGUCCUGGGAACGGGUGCAUUCUCUGAAGUGGUUCUCGCCGAGGAGAAGCGGACUCAGAAAUUGGUUGCUAUUAAGUGUAUCCCCAAAAAAGCUCUGGAGGGAAAGGAAAACAACAUUGAGAAUGAGAUUGCUGUCCUUAGGAAAAUCAAGCACACAAACAUUGUGUCACUGGAAGAUAUUUAUGAGAGUCCAACACAUCUCUAUUUGGUGAUGCAACUGGUGUCUGGUGGUGAACUGUUUGACAGGAUAGUGGACAAGGGCUUCUACACAGAGAAAGAUGCCAGCAUGUUGAUUAAGCAAAUCCUUGAUGCUGUCACCUAUCUGCAUGAACUGGGCAUUGUACACAGAGACUUGAAGCCCGAGAAUCUGCUGUAUUACAGUGUCGAGGAAGAUUCCAAAAUAAUGAUCAGUGAUUUUGGCCUGUCUAAAAUCGAGGGGACUGGGAGUGUUAUGUCAACAGCGUGUGGUACACCAGGAUACGUGGCUCCUGAGGUUCUGGCCCAGAAACCCUACAGCAAAGCAGUUGACUGCUGGUCCAUAGGCGUGAUCUCUUAUAUUUUGUUGUGUGGUUAUCCUCCAUUUUAUGAUGAAAAUGAUGCAAAGCUCUUUGAGCAGAUUCUAAAGGCUGAAUAUGAAUUUGAUUCUCCAUACUGGGAUGAUAUUUCAGACUCGGCCAAAGAUUUUAUUCAACAUCUGAUGGAAAAGGACCCAAAUAAACGCUACACCUGUGACCAAGCUUUGCAGCAUCCCUGGAUUGCUGGUGAUACUGCAUUAGACAAGAACAUCCACGAAUCUGUCAGUGCCCAAAUCAAAAAGAACUUUGCAAAGAGUAAAUGGAAGCAAGCUUUUAAUGCCACGGCUGUUAUACGUCACAUGAGGAAACUACAACUGGGUACCAGUCAGGAAGGGUCAGUGCAGAACACACCAACCAGUCCAUGCCAUGGGACACUGCUGGUACCAGGGGAAGAUUCAAAAAAUGGUUCACCCUGUGAUGAAUGCCCUCUUCCCUCACCACAUUCGCCAGUACAAACGGAACAAAACUUGCUGACCAACCAUUCUCACAGUUGCCACUACUCUAACCGGGUCUAAGUCCAAGUGAAGACCAUCAACAUUGCUGGUUAUUGAUGAUGUAGCCUGGGCUCAGAGGCAGAUUUUAAAUGUAACAAUCAUUCCAUUCUCAGUACAUAUUACCUGAGAGCCUUGUGCUUGGGGCCUCUUCUGAAUGCUCUUAAACUUUCCUGUUCCCCAGAAUGUCGAACCAGUAGAACUGCUGCCUGUGGUGUGAUGAUUACUUCUGGGUGUGAGGGGGGUGCUACGGGCAAGCUAAUGGUGCAAGUGAUACUCGGGAGUGAUAAGAACUUGAUCAGGGCCUGCAUUUUAAAUUUCAUCGCUGGAAACUGAUUACUUGUGAAUCAGAGAGAUAAUACAGAAUAAGUUCGACGUCAAAUCUUUGUGACAGCUAAAAAGCUGGGACAGGAAUCUAAAUAUUUUAAAUUUCCAAUUGAGAUGUUUUAAAAAUAAAAGCAAACAGAAAAAAUCAGUAAGAAAGGGCUCAAUAAAUUCAGACACUGAUAGCCAGGUGAGCUUGACCCUGCAUUCUCUCCCUUUAUAUGAUGAUUCCUUGUACAAAGGUCACCCUAUAGAUAACUGUUGUUUUAAUGUUGAUGAUACUUUGAAUCCUCUUUGUAAUAUCUAGAGGAUUGUUCCAGGUAUCGUGCAAAGUGCCACACAGGUUUGACCUGAUAUCGAGGCUGUUUUGUGAGAGUAUGUAUAUAUAAAUAUGAAGAAUUUAGUCAAAUUAUCUCUUAUAGCGGGACCAAGCCCCACCACAUUGACAUCUGGAUUCCUGCGCCAUCAGAUUUUCCAGCUUGAUUACUGUGGACUGUCACAAAUGAUCCAUCUGAGUGUCUGUGAUCACACCUUAUCUGUUUUUUUAGAACCUUUAAACCCAAAUGGGUAAUUGGAUCAUCAUUGCUUUGUCCUUACUUGAAAUGCUUCAUGAACCUCUACUGCAAGAGCCAGAAUGUUGUGUGAUAAAUGGAUAGUUUUGAAGUCCAGCUUCUAAUGCUCCUUCAGAUCGAGGAGCCAUUUUAACAGUUGUUUGAAAUUGUGCUGCUAUAGGAAUUAUUCAAACUUGCCAACCAGUACCAUUUGAUUAACUCAGUGAAUUUUUUCAGUUCAAAGAUUUUAGACAGAAAAAUAGUGGCUUUUAUUGGGCCUUUUGUACUUUUCCUUUUUAUGGAUCUCCAGUAGAACACACCAUUUAAGAAUCCUGAUAGGCCGAAAUCCUUGUAGCUGAAUGUUGGAUAAGGUAUGAGAAGAAUAUGAUUGGCUGCUGCAGAGCCCCUAGAUUUCCAGCUGCACCUUUAUAAUACAGGUGAUAAAAAAGAGGUUAACCAUUGUUUAGGUGCUCUUCAUUAGAUCAGAUGUUGACUUCAGUGACAUUUGUUACAUUCCGUUUUUAAUUAUUUGAUAUUUGCUUCCAUGAGAAUUAAUCCUUUCCUAAAGCUACAUGAUGCCUAGCUCAGGAAUAUUUUUACAUUGUUUAACAUGGUUUUAAUUCUAAUCAGUUGAUGAAAUUGCAUGUUUGCAGGUUUGAAAUACUAAGAAGGGCUAAGUCAUAGAGUUAUACAGAUAAAAAUCAGUCUUAACUUCCUUUCCAAUUUGUACAUGCAAGCACAUACAAUGUGGUGUAACCGGGAUUACUAUUUCCUACUCUGUUUUUCUUUAGUAGGAUCAAUUUUGGGGAAAGAAACAUCAGUAAUAUGAGGGGUUUCAUUCAUUGCCUACUCCAGUUUCUCUACUUAUUCAAACUGACUUCUUUCCUUCCAAAACCUUGUUCUGAGAUUGCAGUGCAGUCCUUCUGGAAAGCAGCUGUCAUCAUCUCUGCUCUGUGAAAUGCUGGAUUGGACUUCUUGCUUGCAAAUUAGUAAAUCAUAUAUCUUCUAUGAUGGUGACUCACUUACCAUGAUGUGACUCAGCUGAUGGAUCUGAAUAGAUUGCUGUCAUAUUGGCACUGUGACCAUCUGUCAGUUCUGAUACAGCUACAAGUACACACUGGGUAAAGGGGCCCAAUGCACUUUAUGUUUGGAACUCUACAGUUCUGGCAAAUCCCAGUGCCAUCUCCUACAUUAGGUAAUGCUAUUAACUGGGGAAGUUGGAUUCUCGCCACAGCAAAAGAGCUGGUGCUUAAGAACCAAGAGAAUCCUGUCGAUAACGGAGGACUCGGUUUUGAGUUUGUUUUGUGUUCUAAAACCUAUAAAUCCAGGAGUUUCUCUGGCCCAGGUUGGCAUUCAGUAACACUGCCAGAGUGACUCAGUUGCACUUCAAGUAAAGCGCCAUCCGUACAUCAGCCUGCCUCAACAAUAUGUCAGUCACACUACUGCUUUACCACGGUGCUCAGGGGCUAAGAAAAAGGACUCCAAUAACUAUUGAAAAGAAAAUGUGAAAUAUUUUUUGUUUAGAUGAGUUAAACCAAUGGAUACAGUUUUAUGGGUGGGUGCCUGCCCUCUAAUGCUCCAAAUAAGUGAAAUGUGAAUCUCAUUAUUGAGUGAGGCGCCUUCUCUACAAUUCUGUGGUGAUCUGACAUUAGUAUUGCUGAAAAAGAGACAUGCUGUCAAAGCUUUUCGCCUUGCACUCCUCAGGACAGAUGCAAGAAUACCAAAUUUCAAAGGGGAAAGUAAUUUAUACUGCAUGAGAAAAGGGGUGCUGAUUGGUUGGCAAAUGAUUGCUGAGACAUUGCCAUGGUGAAUGCACCAGGGAGCUAUUGACCCUCCAUGCUUUUGUUCAUUCAAAAAAGGUGUGAUGUCUGGACAUAUUACUUUUACCUGAAGAGGACAGAUCCCUGCAUGUGAAUAUAUGUAACUUCUAGCAAGCGUAAAAACUAUUCGGCCAUGGCAACAUCUUGUCCAAUCAGAGCUGACUUAUCAACCAAUCAAUGCCCUUUUCUUAUACAAUAUAAAUUGUUCCCUUUGAAAUUUGGCAUUCUUGUGUCUGUCCUGAUGAGUGCAAGAUGAAAAACUUUGACAGCAUGUCUUUUUUGUUCAGCAAUAUUCAAGUUCUGUACUACCAAGCAACUAUUCGAUCUAACAUUGUAGAGCUCAUGAGCCAAUGACAGCAAACAGCUGAUUUUGGAAGUAUAAAUUUAAAAAAAAGCCCUAAGGUUAAGAUAAAACAGUGAAGCUUUCUACAGUGCAUACUCUCUCGGUUUGCUGCCAUUAGCUAUUAGUCUUUAGCUAAGUCUUUACCUGAAAUUUCAGAAUGUUUGACAUUUGAUCGAAUGUUUAACACCAUCUAUUAGCCUUGUGCCCCUCAACUGGUCAGCAAAUAAAGUUAAAAUUCAGUAAUGUCACACAAUUUGUAGCGCUGGCAUGAGGUGCAUAAGUGGAGAUUCUGACCAUCGGUAUUUAGUAAGGGUAACUAAUGGGGAAAUUCGAAUGGGUGUAUUCUCCAGCAUAAGUCAGAUAAAAUAGUAAACUGUUUACUUAGGAAAUUUGGAUUUUAGGAUGGAUGUUGUAAUGUGGGCUUCAUCUAAUUUUCCACCCACAUUAAAAUUGGUAUUUAAACCCUCUUUGAUUUUUGUCCUAAUUAGAUACUUAAUUUGGGUACAAAAGCAAAGCGAUUGUUGGGUUUGAGCUUGAGUAACCUUUAAGUUACGUCUCACCAGAAUAUCAUUGUAAACAGCUCAGUUGUGUGAUCUUCCCUAUAUGCUGAGGUGCCUGGCAAUCUCCCACUUUUAACUACUUCUACAUCCUUUAUUGAGGGAUAAUCUGUCAUUUAGUCAGCCUACUCUAAGAAAGCAGAACCUGAGUACUGCAAUCACAACUGAAGUAUUCUUCCAUUGUUCAGAUGCUGAGCAUGAUCGCUGGUUAUGCCAAUUAGUACAAACCAGUAUUGUACUGUUGGAAAUUAGUCUUACAACACUAUGGGUUAAGAGGCAUUCAUCCUGUUUCGUUUAAUCACCAAAAGCUGUGACAUCAAUGUCUGGGACUCUUUGGCUUUACAGCUUCAGUCAUGGCUUGUCCUAUUUUACUUUGGUAGGUUGGACUCAUGGUUUUUUGAACCGCCUGCUAUGUACUGGUAACCAAUUGCUUGUAUUCGAGUGGAUUUCUGGGCAGGUCGUAUGAUGUUAAGGUGAUACAAAAUUAACGUGAUAUUUGACUUUGUGGUAGAUUUUGAAUUCUGUAGAAAUGAAAUGAAAAAACUGGAUUGUUGGGAACCUGCGAUAUAGCAGAACAUUCUAAAAAUACACUGCAGGCCCACAGCAUCUAUGAUAAGGAAAGGUUUCUGUUGAUGACACUUCUUCAGAAGCCAGUGUUAUGGCUGCAAAGAUUUUACAUCUCAGAUGUUAAUCGGACCUUUCUAUUCUGUUGGGUCUGCUGUAUAUUUUCUGUUUUUUAUUCUUAUCAAUUAACUGGGACUAUAAACUGCAGGUUAGUGUCUUUCUUCAGUCCAAUGUUUCCCAACUCUGCUAAACUGUUUUCCUUUGUGACCUGUCUACAUUUUGGACCAGUCAUGGGGGAAAAAGUGGUAAUGUCACUGCACUAGUAAUCCAGAGGCCCAAGCUAAUGCUCUGGGGACACGGGUUCAAAUCCCACAAAGGCAGCUGGUGGAAUUUAAAUUUUGUUAAUUAAACUCU